AUGGCCGGACUAGGAGCCUCCCCAGAAAUGAAGAUGCAGAAGAGUUAUGUAGACCCACAAAACCACAGAAGCGGCUAUGAUAGCUUGUUUGGAGUCCGCGUGCAGGUUCAAGGAAUUAAAGGCCAGCCUUUUGUAGUUUUGAACACUUCUGGUGAAGAAAGCCACAAAGACGUGUCAGUGAUCACUCACCAGUCCGGAUACAAGCCGGGCAUGGUGAGGAGAUCCGUGGAUGAGACCAGCUCCUCUUUAGAGUUUCAUUACCAGAAACAUCCAGAGAUCCUAAAACCGUACGACCCAAGAAGCAACAACCUGAAGUAUCUCGAACCUUCGCGAACCCUUCCUGGAAAAAGCGCUGAGCGGGCAAAAGCCAGAAUUCCGCUUCCAGCAGAAGGACCGUCCGACGACCAGAACACCACUCCUUCAGAGUGCCCACUUCCCACAAGGUCCCUAAACUCAGUUGACUCAGAACCCUCCAUGUCUGUGGGCAAACUAAUUAACCAGUUCAACAGCAGCCAGCGCAGGGGAAGGGGCGGCCCCAGGAAUCGGCUGGAUCCAGAGGAAACACGGAGGUCAAGGAGCGUGGACAGCGGCCGAGCUUCCGACUCGUCUUCCUCCUCCUCCAGUGGGACGCCAUCUCUGAGGGGGGGCGUCGGCGGGAUGUAUCCUCCAGGGUCAGCCCGGGCUCGACUGCUGGGUGGGGAGAUCAACAAUAGACAAGAGAACAAAACGCUUAAAGCACAUCAAGGGAUUGACGUAGCGACAAAAGCAGUUCACAGAACUAAAGAAUCGUCGCACAGCACCUGCGCGGUUGCAACUGAUGAACGAGAUGCUCAGGUCACUCCUGAUCUUCUGAAAGGACAGCAGGUGUCGGUCAACCCAAAGGAAGAUGCAGCAAAACAAAUGCUCUUCACAUACCUCAAGGAAGGGACAACUGAUGAACUAUCAGUCACCAAAAGGAAAGUCGAGCUGCUGCUUGAAAGGAUCAACAGACUCAAGUGGAAAACGGCUGAGAAUGUGGAGGAGGAGGUGAACGAUCGGACGGUAGAGGUGAAACACCUGCUGGAGAAAAGGGAAGCAUUGGAGUCACAAGUGUGUGACUUGAAGCAACAACUGGAUACUGAGAUGAAGAAUGAAAAGACACUCGCCAAAGCCUGCGAGAAAGCCCGGACCGAGAAGAAGAAGCUCCAGGAAGAGGUGACCAAGAGUCAGGCUGAGCUCUCCAAACUUAGGAACAAACUGAUGGAACUUGAGGCACAGCUCAAGUCUGCUAGAGAAGAGUUGACUCAGAUGAUCUCAGACAGGGAACGUUCUAAAGCGCAGAUGAAGGAUCUUCAGCAGCAGCUUUCUGAGAUGCACGACGAACUGGACCAGUCCAAGAAGGCAGAGUUGAUCAAUGCGGAGAAAGAAGUCCUUUUGAAGGAAAUGGCCCAGCUGCGUGCAGAUUUUCAGGAGAUGUUGUUGGUGAAGGAGGAGCAUGAGGAGCUUCUGCAAGAGCAGGGGAAGGAGCUCAGUGACUUGAAGGCGGCAAUCAAAGAUGAAGUGGAGACCCACGAUAAAUACAUUGCAGCUCUCAAGCAAGAAUAUGAGCUAGAGCUUGAACAUCUCCUUAGGGAUCUGGAGAAGACCAAAGAGACCAACGAUGUGCUUGGCCGCGAGAAGGUCGACGCAUUGGAGGAGGGCGCCGCUGCCAAGGAGAAGGUGCAUGACCUAAGCCGGCAAAGAGAUCAAUUUAAAGGAAAAGUGCAGGAGCUGAGUAGUAAGGUGGAUCAGAUGAGCUGCACCGUUCAGGAGUCCAAAGCCUCGGAGAGACUGCAGGAACAACGCGUGAAGCAGCUAGAGAGGGAAAAGCAGCAGUUAGAGGAAACUUUGCAGGACGUGAGGAGAAAUGAAGAGGAAAUGUGUCAGUCCAACCGCUUGCUGCUGACUCGUCUGGAGGAAGUGCAAAGUAAACUGACCAAACUCAAUCACGAGCACAGGGACAUGAAAGAGAAACUCAGGGAGGAGCGGAAACAAACGGAAGACUUGUGGAAGUGCAAAAGUGAGCUGGAGGAUGAGAGGAGGUUGCAGGAUAGGACGGUGGAACAACUGCAGAGGAAGAUGAAUAGCAUCAUGGAGGACUGCGAAGCGUCUACAGAUGUUCUUCAGAGCCAGGUCGACGAGGCCAAAGAGAGGAGUCAGAGGGAGUUGGCUGAGCUGCGCAGACAGCUGCAGGAAAAAGGAGCUGAGCUGGAGAAAUCCCGACUCGCAGCCAAAAAGCUACAGGAUGAGCUAGUUCCUUUGGAGGAGGAUCUGCGGAGGUGUCACGGGGAGCAGCAGCAGGCCCAGUCCAUUGCCCGGCAGCUGGAGGAGAAAGUGGAGGAGCUGGAGGAAAGGAACGCAAGCACAGUGGAGGAGCGCGAGAGGCAUGUCAAACUCCUGGAGGGUCGCAUCGGUCAGCUGGAGGAAGAUGUGAACGAUGAGCGCAACACUGCAGAUCGCCUGAUGGAGCGAUUAGACAAAACCAAAGAGCAGGUGGAUGAAAUGAGGAGUGAGUUGAUGCAGGAGAGAGCAGUCAGACAAGACCUGGAGUGUGACAACAUAAGCCUGGAAAGACAGAAUAAAGACCUGAAGAGCAGACUGUCUCAUUUAGAAGGCUCACAGAGGACCAACCAGGAUUCUCUCAUUUCCAAGCUCAACAGCCGCAUUCAGGAACUUGAGGAGAGGCUGCAAGGAGAGGAAAGGGACAACAACAACUUGCAGCAAACCAACCGCAAGCUUGAGCGUAAGGUGAAGGAGAUGAAGAUGCAGGCCGACGAGGAGCACGCUAACCUACAGACGCAGAGGGACCAGCUGACUCAAAGGCUGAAGACAGCCAAGCGGCAGAUGGAUGAGGCGGAGGAGGAGAUCGAGCGUCUGGAGCAUGCCAAGAAGAAGCUGCAGAGAGAGCUAGAGGAGCAGCUUGAGGCCAACGAGCAUCUUCAUGGCCAAAUCGACACCAUGAGGAAAGACAUGAGGCGCAAACGGAAAUCACCUCCUACAAUCAAAGUGGCGGAAGAUAGAGACAGGCUGGAUGACACUGGUUCUGAUUAA
Messenger RNA from Nerophis lumbriciformis (worm pipefish), 3069 nucleotides. The record is from RefSeq and is a predicted model, not a curated record. NCBI's taxonomy places the organism in Eukaryota, Metazoa, Chordata, Actinopteri, Syngnathiformes, Syngnathidae.